AUGAGAAGAUUCUUUGGAAUCUUCCGCCGCAGGCGGUCUGCUAAAGCUGUGGACAAGGGAGGAAAUCAGCAGCAAAAGGAACUGGAGCAUCCGCAGCAGCAGCAUGCGCAGCAAACAGCAGACCUGCUAUGCCAAGCCGCACAACAGAACCAGGAGCAGCAGGAGCAGGAGGCGCAGCAGAUGAGUUACCAGCAGAAACAUCUGGCAGAACAGCGCUCGCCUGCAGCAGGCUGUGCCUCAUUUGAGAGCAACAGCGGCAGCAGAGACACCAACAGCAGCAGCAACUGCACGAGCUGCAGCAGCCGCAUACACGCCAGUUCCUUUGUGUGCACCCAGCCGUCACGGAAAGCCAUGGUUUCCUUUUUCUUGGAAGCAGCAGCAGCAAAGGCAGCAGCAACAGAUGUAUCAUCAGAAGCGCCGUCAGCAGAAGCCGCACCAGCAGCACCGCCAUCAGCAACUGCAGCAGCACCAUCGGCAACUGCAGCAGCAGCAGCAGCAGCAGCUACAGGGGCUGAGCUUGGGCCCUUUCGUGAAGGCUCGAAGACCGACGACGAAGCUACAGUGCAGCGGCCACUUGGCGGCCUGCCUUUUGUGUGUGGGCGCAGCAGGCCACGGGCGCUGACCCCAACAACAGCAGCUGCAGAGGCAGCAGCAGCAGCAGCAGCAGAAGCAAAGAGGAGAGAAGCUGAGGGCUGCUGGGAUGUAGAAGGCUACCCAGCUGAAGCAGCAGCAGAAGGGGCCCUCUACAGCGCCACCCUUGCUGCAGCAUCGCUAGAUGUUUUUUCCCUGCCAUUUAACCAUGCAGAAAAAUGCAUAAUUUCCUCACUCAAGCUUCCAGAACUUGGCUCUCGCGCCAUAGACUACCCGGUGCCACCUGCUUUGCUGCUUGAGGAAGCUUUGAAGCAGCAAGAAGACCCGGAUGAUGUGGCUGCUGCAGCGGCUGCGAUGCUGCAACAGCAGCCGCAGCCGCUGCCGCGGUCCCGCUUCAUGAAGUCGCCGAGACGCUGCAGCAGCGCCAACAGCAGCAGCGCCAGAAGGGCUUUAGAAGCUCUUGACGAGUCUUCUGUCUUUUGUCUCCCUCUGGCCCAUCGCCGGCGGCUGCUGUUCAACAUGCUGGCGAACUUCUGCCUGGAAGCAAACGCAGGCCUUUCUCUGUUUCAGCUGACUGCUAGCCGGGACACGCUGCCUGUCUUUUUGCGGCUGUCUGACGACCUGCAGCAACUGCUGCUGGACGCGAGGACUGGCCACAUCCUGGAGUUUCCCUUGGCCAACGCUGAGGCUGUUUACACGCUGCAGCGCCGCAGAGUCCCAAUAGACUCUGCGCGCACUGAGCAGCAGCAGCAAGUGCACGUGCAUGUGCAGCAGCAGCAACUGCCCCCGCAGCAGCAGCAGCUGCCCCCCUUGGACAUGAACAUGGUCCACGCAACCAGGAGCAGCUCGGGGGGCUACGCAGCAGAGCCCGUUGAAGGCGGGAGACGACGCGUGCUGCUGCAGCAGCAGCAGACGCAGCCGCAGCAGCAGCACGAGGAUGCGGAUGAGGGGCAAGCUGCCUCAGUGGGAUUUGGAGGCCGCAGCAGCACAGAGACCACUCGCAACUUCAUCGUGGUGGUUGAGUUCGGCUGCACGAAAUUGGCAUUUGCAUUUGAAGACAGAAUCAACGCUGAGACAUUUCAACUCGCCACUGGGCUGCUGGCUAGGCGGGCCAAAGAAAUCCAGCAGCAGUCGAGCUUUUCUGCCAUUGUUUCAUUUGCCGAAAAUCUACCCUUCACUCCCCGCGCAGCGAAGGAGUUUCUGCAUCAGCUCGCUGCGCCUUCCUCCUCCAAUAGACCUCUCAGCAGCAGGAGCAGCAGCAGCAGAAUCCAGGACAUUUGGCAGCAGCAGCCGCAGCAGCUGCAACCGAGGCACUCACAGCUUGGCUUCAUAGAAACUGAAGAAACCUCAUCUCUCUGCGGCUGCUGGGGACCCCUGAAGCCCGUGGAUACCACUCCAGGGCCCCUGCCAACUCUUCCCCUUUUUGGCAUUGGGCCCCCAUUGCCCAGCAUUGGGAGGGGCAGGGGGCCCCCAUGGUGA
This is a messenger RNA of Eimeria necatrix, 2070 nucleotides long. RefSeq lists its product as hypothetical. The transcript has 5 exons. The record is from RefSeq and is a predicted model, not a curated record. Bases 1 to 2070 code for a protein of 689 amino acids. Lineage: Eukaryota; Apicomplexa; Conoidasida; Eucoccidiorida; Eimeriidae.